AUGCUAGGACAACAAUUUAGUUGCUACUAUACUUGGUGCGAUAAAAGCUUCAACAGCAAGUACAACCUUAAACGCCAUAUAAACGCGACCCAUAUCGGUAUUAAAAAAUUCAAUUGCGAGGUAUGCAGCAAAAAGCUAGUAAGCAAGCAAAAUCUUACCGAGCACAUGUACACACACACUGGAGAGAAGCCAUUUCGGUGUGAAGAGCCUGGCUGCGGAAAAAGCUAUCGGCAAUCUUCACAAUUGAGCGUUCAUAAAAAGGUUCACAAAAGAAAUCAAAAGAAAUUAGGAGAAAAGAAAACGAAAUCCAAAGAGAUUUCGGACCAAGAGGAGAGAGACCAACUUAGUUUAGAUGGCCUUGAACUGCCUCCAAUCAAUUUUGAAAGCUGCUUCAGACAGCAAAAUAUUAAAUUGCCUAUUUACCACUCACUGCUAAUAUAA
Blepharisma stoltei is the source of this 441-nucleotide messenger RNA. The record is from the annotation of a GenBank genome assembly. Lineage: Eukaryota; Ciliophora; Heterotrichea; Heterotrichida; Blepharismidae.